Molecule: messenger RNA, 1062 nt
Organism: Tetrahymena thermophila SB210
Lineage: Eukaryota; Ciliophora; Oligohymenophorea; Hymenostomatida; Tetrahymenidae
Exons: 5
Source: RefSeq, a predicted model, not a curated record
AUGAACUCUAAAAGCUUAAUUGAAUAAAGUAAGUAUGAAGAAUAUUUACAAUCUGUAGAAUUAGAAUAAGUAACUAGACCUAAUCUCUUUAAACACCAAGAUUAUUAACCUGAAACUAUUUCUGUAAAUAAAAUAAAAUUAUCUAAAUAAGAUUAUUGUAGAGUCUUAUUUAUACCAACUCGUCUCUAUAAAAAUGACUUAUAUGAAAUAAAUUUUCGAGGAGAUUAAAUUAACUUAUUAAAUUGUAUGUAUAAAUACGGAAUCUAAGGGGAAAUAUCUUAUAUUUCUCUUUUAGAUAUAAGCAAUAAACCAGAGACUUUGAUAUCCUAUGAGUUCAAGAUUUAGGAUGCUUAAUCUAAAAUCAAUUUUAAAGCUGGAGUUUUAGGAGGUAAAUAUAUUUUAUUAUCACUAUAGUCAGCUACUGAAGUUGAAUUACAUAUUCUUAACCUUGAUCUAACAUUAAUUAUGAAGCAUAAUUUCAAAGACUCUUUCUAUAUAAAAGAUUAAGAAUAUAUUUUUGAUAAUCACAUGCCUGAAGAAGAUCUAGGCGAAUUUGAAAAUAAUAGUAAUAUGAAUUUGGUUGAUUGGAGAGAAAAGGAUUUAUUUUAAAAUUAAAUGUCAACUGACGAUAAUUCUGAUUAGAGUGGUAUUGCACUAUUAUCCUCCAAUAUUGUUAAAAAACUCAAUUGUUUACCCAUAUGUAAUGGCAAAUUAGGAAAAUCAUUUGAUAAACGUAUCAAAAAUUACCUAUAUAAUGAUAAUAAAUCUGAGAUAAUUUUUAUUGAAGAUGAUUAAGAUUAUGGAGGACCUUCAUACUAUAAUUUAUGUUCAAUUUUACCAAAAGAAUAAGAUGAUGGCUUAUAUAAUAAAGUUUUAGAGUUAAAAACAUAUAUUAUGUCAUACUCAAAAUUUGAAAAAGAUUCCUAUAAUAAUUUAUACUUACCUAUGACUUAUAAAGAAGAUGAAUAAUUAUAUUUUGGAAUAUAUGAUGUAAAUAGCAAAUCAAAAAGAAAAUAAGCUUAAACUAAUUAAAGACAACAUAAUAGAAUAUUCAUAAGUUGA